AUGCUUGCACCCGAGCCUAUACCUGCUCAUGAUCCUCUGCCUGAUCAUGACCCUGCACCUGUAGAUGUACCUGUUGUUGCACCACUUUUACCAGACCCUAUACCUGCACCCGCUGACCAUGCCCCUUUUGCAGACCAGGUAGAUCCCCGUUACGCAUUCACCCACAAUGGGUGGAUAGAGGAUGACGAUGACUUGCCUCCUUUUGUUAGGCAUGUUACUCCCCCACCUGCACCUACACAUGCACCCGUUGAUAUCGCCCCGUUUCACCCACAUGUGUCUGACAUUCACCGCACUGAUCUAUCAGUCACGUUCUUACAGGAUAUCCCUCCACCCCGACCGGGGGAAGGUCCAUCGAGUCAGCAGCCCAGUCAUAUUCCUCAUGUGUCAGCAGCUUUUCCCUUUGUGCCACAGUUUACACAUACUGCUCCUUCUGCUUCUGCACCAUCGAGCGAGCCACUGAUUUGGUUUCCGCCCAACACGAUGCCUGUUUCUGAUCCAUAUAAUCCUUCACAUUACACUGGUUACACGAGGGAUGAUCUGCUUUUGUCGUUACAGCUCCAACAUGAGUUGUGCCGUAGAGUCAUGGAGUUAGAGAGGAUUCCACAUCCUCCACCUUGCACUUAUCCGUCACCAUUCGCGAUUCCACCUGCUCCACUUCUGCCAUACCCAGAUUUUGACGUUCGUUUUCUUACUAUGGAGCAGCAGAUUAGUUACUUGUUGCGUACCGUUUAUGCUCUUGAGGAGAAGUUAGCACAUGUGCGCAGUUUGCUUUUCGUUCCUCCACCUCUUCCUCCUCCACCAUCAGCAUAG
Helianthus annuus (common sunflower) is the source of this 810-nucleotide messenger RNA. RefSeq names its product E3 ubiquitin-protein ligase Hakai-like. NCBI's taxonomy places the organism in Eukaryota, Viridiplantae, Streptophyta, Magnoliopsida, Asterales, Asteraceae. The record is from RefSeq and is a predicted model, not a curated record. The transcript has a single exon. The coding region runs from base 1 to 810 and encodes 269 amino acids.